This is a messenger RNA of Triticum aestivum (bread wheat), 1713 nucleotides long. Its product is annotated as ATP-dependent zinc metalloprotease FTSH 5, mitochondrial-like. Gene Ontology annotation, cellular component: chloroplast. Gene Ontology annotation, molecular function: ATP binding; ATP-dependent peptidase activity; ATP hydrolysis activity. The record is from RefSeq and is a predicted model, not a curated record. The transcript has 3 exons. The coding region runs from base 1 to 1713 and encodes 570 amino acids. Lineage: Eukaryota; Viridiplantae; Streptophyta; Magnoliopsida; Poales; Poaceae. Gene Ontology annotation, biological process: protein import into chloroplast stroma; proteolysis.
AUGGGGACCACUGCAGCCUAUCUUGGCCUUGUGCUCUAUGCUAUGCUUAACAGAUCGGGUGACCUAGGCACGGAUGAAGAAUAUCGUAAUUUUUCUAUCAAAGUGUUGGAUGAUUCGAACAAGGGGGUCACUGGAAAAGGCCGUACCUUGGAUGAAGUGAACAAAGUAUUGGAUGAUUCGAGUAAGGGGGCCACUGGAAAAAGCCGUACCUUGGAUGAAGUGAACAAAGUGUUGGAUGAUAUAAUCAAAGCCGUGGAAGAUUUGAAGAAGGCGGCCACAAAUUCAAGUGCGAAGCCUAGUGAUGUCAGUGGAAAAGGCGGUAACUUUGAUGAUGUGAACAAAGGGACCACAGAUUCAAGCAGGAAGUCCAGUUACGUUGACGCCAAAAAAGGUAGCAUGUCAAUGAAAUCAACCACGGGAUUCCGUGGUGUCAAGGGAGUUGACGAAGCAAAAGCUGAGCUCGAGGACUUAGUUCACUACCUAAGGAAUCCCAAGCAUUUCACGAGCCUUGGUGGCAAGCUUCCAAAGGGUGUUCUGCUUGCUGGCCCACCAGGCACAGGGAAAACCAUGUUGGCGAGAGCUGUCGCUGACGAAGCUGGCGUCCCAUUCUUUGCGCGCAGCGGCAGCGACUUCGAGGAGAUGUGGGUGGGUGUUGGGCCUAAAAGAGUGAGGGAGCUCUUCAGUGAAGCAAAGAAGCAAUCCCCUUGCAUCAUAUUCAUCGAUGAGAUUGACACCAUCGCUGGGCAAAGGCAAGUAAAUGACAGAAAUGGGGCGAGGGAAACUCUGAACCAGCUGCUCGUUGAGAUGGAUGGCUUCAAGCAGAAUGACGGUAUCAUUGUUCUCGCAGCGACCAACUUCCCACAGUCACUGGAUAAAGCCGUUAUUAGACCCGGGCGUUUUGACCGUCAUGUCAAAGCCAAGGGUGUGGAUCUGAUGAUGAUUGCGAGGGGGACACCAGGAUUCUCAGGUGCAGCCCUUACAAACUUGGUGAACGAGGCUGCUCUGAAGGCUGCCAAGGAUGGGUCGGAAGCUGUUACGAUGGAUCACAUUGAAUAUUCCAAGGACAAGAUCAUGAUGGGCAGCGAGCGCAAAUCGGCGGUGAUACCUGAUAACUGCAGGAACAUGACUGCGUACUACACUGGAGGAAGGGCCCUUGUUGCUAUCCACACGGAUGGCGCUCACCUUAUCUACAAGGCUACCAUUAUCCCGAGGGGAAACUCUCUUGGCAUGGUGAUCCAGAUGCCUGAGGAAGAAGACGCCUAUAAAUUCUCAAGGAAGAAGAUGCUGGCGAAAUUGGACAUCCUCAUGGGCGGCAAGGUAGCCGAGGAGGUUAUAUUUGGAGAGAGCGAGGUGAGCUCUGACGCCCUGUCUGGUCUAAGAGAGGCGACUCAGCUGGCGACAGACAUGGUCACCAAGUAUGGAAUGAGCCAGCGGAUCGGCCCUGUUUGCUACGGCAACAAUGAUGGGAAGCAGACGGCGACCUUGAGUUGGCAAGCGACAGCCCUGGUCGAUGAGGAGGUGAAAGAAUUACUGGUCAAUGCUCGCAAGAACGCGGAAAAUAUUAUCACGGCGCACCGCAAUGAGCUUAAUGUGCUAGCCGACGCCCUUCUCGAGCAUGGAACUCUCACUGGGGACCAGAUCAAACAGUUGGUAAAUGGUCUUAAACUUGGUAAUGCGCAGAAUCAGGAAACACCAUCUUCAUCCGAACCCUAG